Molecule: messenger RNA, 5352 nt
Organism: Nasonia vitripennis (jewel wasp)
Lineage: Eukaryota; Metazoa; Arthropoda; Insecta; Hymenoptera; Pteromalidae
Exons: 10
Coding region: 1169-5287 (1372 amino acids)
Source: RefSeq, a predicted model, not a curated record
GUUGCAUUAUAUACCUGCGUGGCGGUAUACAAUGUCAACUUUUUAUUGUUCGCUCAAUCGUCGUCGUCGUUGUCGACGACAACGACGGGCUUGCAUAAUUUUCGCAUUAGGCCACUCGCGCUUCGCGAGAGAUGCAUAUUUUGCGUUUUUCCCGGAAUUUUCCACUCGUCUAUGUAUCUUUCUUCAGAAUGAUAAGAAAUGCGGAAAAUAUACACUAUUUUUCCUCUUUCAAACGAACGCAGUCGCACCCUGUCGAAAGUUAUUUCAAGUUCGCUGCUCUGUAUACAUUGCAUACGGCGCGAAGGUGUCCCUGAAGUGCACUAUUUUCCUUCUAUAUGUAGGUAUAUAUAUAUAUAUAUACAUAUAUACAAACAAGAGCGUUAAAAAAGAAACAGUCCGCAGACGUAUCGAUUAUCGAUUGGAUCUAAUAAAGAAAAGUUCUCAGUCGUUACGCAUUCAUUCGUCAAUAUUGCAAAUUGCUUUCGCGCCUUUCGUGUAUAUGCAUAUAGAGAUAUACCCAAUACUUAAAAAUUAAAAUGCAUACCUACACGAAUAAUUGCACGAGCAAUAUAUGAGCUGCAGGGGGCGCAAGCUCCUAACCCCGUCGGUUACCCCUCUCGCGCCUCCCACUUCUCCAGCUUCUAAAUAUCUUCCAACGAGCGAGUCGGAGUCGGCCCUUUGUGCGCGCACACGCGCACUUAUCACUCCUCGACUGGCCGCGGCAAUUCCAAGAAAAAGCGACGAAUCGGAGCCACCGGCGCGCAGCGCUUCUAUGUUUGACAAGGCACAACAAGGGCUUGAAAAGUAUACAGUCAGUUGCGUGAAGGACGUGGAAAAGGGACAGUCAUAAGUGAAUCAGUCCGCCAGUCGCGUCGCCUGUUUCUGAGAGACUACUCUGGUGUCAGGUUGCAUUGUUCGAGCUCGCGGAUAAGUACAACACACUUUUCAAGCAUGCGUCUCGGGAACAAAGACCGGCUUCGUGAUCAGUAAUCGUUAUAUCUCUCCGAUACUAUUUGUGUGAUCUACAAAUAAAAGACUGAUUUGAUUCAUUUUAUGGCUUUUUGUGUGUAUGUAUAUUUGUGUACAUAUAAAUAUUGUGUGUCAGUUAUAGUACAAUAGUGUGUAUAAAAAUAUUAAAAACUCGACGGUUACAAAAGACUGAGAGAAAAUGCCGGACAAAAACGACAAGCUCGUCGAGGUAAAGACGAUUCUGCGCUCAUUGUUGAUCGCGAAAGCCAACACUACUGUUACGUUGAAACAUCUCUGCAAAAUGUAUAUUGAAAUGGAAGAUUGUUACAUUCCCUUCCGCGACCUCGGCUUCUCAAAUUUGGUUGAUUUUUUGAAAAGCAUCGUUGACACCGUGACGCUGUACACAAACUAUGCCGGCGAGCUGUGCGUCAGACAUGUGGACACGGAAAAAUCUGCGCACAUUACUUCGCUCGUGAGUCGACAAUCGAAACCGAAAAAGCCAACCGCGAAGAAAAAAGCGUCCUAUCGUCCACCUUAUAACUAUAGCCCAAACUACAAGUCUUCCAGUUAUUCUUAUAAACCGUCCACUAAUGCUUACAGAAAACCGUUCGUUGAUUAUUAUAGCAAGCCGACCAAUAACUACAACGGGAUGUACAACAAGUACAAGCCUUCAAAUAAUUACUCCACUAAUACUACGAGUAAUUAUAACAGCAGGUCUGUCAACGGUUAUCCUACCAGCACGGCUAAUAAUAAUAACAGCAAGCCUAUGAACCAUGCUGCUAGCAAUAGCAGCAAUUACAACAAACCUACGAAUGGUAUUUCCAGUAUGACUGCACAGUCUCGCAGAGAUCCCUUAAAUGUAUUGAAGAUGGUUUUGAAAGGUAUGAAGAACGCAAAAAUCACUACUGGCAUUCGCAAGGUUGAUGUUUUGACUAAAGUCAAGUUUGAGCUUUGCCAAGCUGGGCGAGACCCUGAUGAUGUUUAUUCGAUGCAACAUCUAAAUGACCAUUUAGAUGAACUUUGGGAGGAAAUCGAGCUGAAAGAAGAUUAUAUUUAUUUUAGAGAUGAACUAGCUAUUAUUAAGGAGCAACAGAGAAGAAGUUUGAAUGAAAAAAGACCGCCUUUAACCACAAAUCGUUAUGAUGAAUCGCCUAUGAUUUACAAUAGACAACAGGAAAAACAAAAAAAGUCGUUUGUUAAAGAGACUCCUGUUCAUGAAACUGUUGAAGCAAUGGAUACUACUAGUCAAUUUUCUCGAUAUUGUCAAGAACCAAAGUCAACACCCAUGAAAGCUCAUUCAGUUUCGGAUGAUCUGAUCAAUGAAAAAAUUAGAUUUCGAUUGCAGAAAUUAAUAGAAAAACAUCCAGAGGGAAUUUGGUGCUCAGAAUUACCAAAUGAAUAUAAAAAGGAAUAUAGUAUAGAUUUAGAUUACAAAGACUUAGGAUACACUUGUAUUGCAGAAUUUGUUGCUAAAUUGCCAGAUAUUUUUGAGAUUACUAAGCCUUUGGAUAAUAGAUUAAUGGUUUUGAAUGCCAAACGACCUAAACAUGACUUCCCAAAUAAUUUCCAAAAAAAGACUUUGGCUUCCAUGUACAAUAUUGAAGUUGCAAAGGAACCAGAGCCAGUACCUCUUCAAUUGACAUCAAAUACAUCUAAAACUUUUUUUCCCAGUGGUGUUAUGAACCUUAAUGAAACUGUAGAAAUUAUCAGCGUUCUUACAUUGAGUACCAUAGAGCAUAUUGAAGUUAAUGUUUCUGAAAUAUUUACUCCAUCAUUCUUUUGGGUAACAUUGCGUGAAAAUAAAAAGAAGUUCAAAGCAAUGAUGACUGAGUUGGAUGACUUCUACAAAUACCAAGAUUUAGAUUUAUAUAGAAUUCCACAGGUCGUAUUACAAGCAGGAUUGAACAUUGCUUGUAUUUAUGCUAAAAUUUGGCAUAGAGGUAUAAUUAAAAAGAUUAAACCUGAUGGAUUUGUUGUCAUACUGUUUUAUGACUAUGGAACUGUAUCAACAUACCAUCCGAGUGAUGUAUAUUUCUUGCACACAAGGUUUUCUAUUCUACCUGCACAAGCAAUAGCUUCUGGUUUAUGCAAUACGAAGCCUAUUGGAUCCAUUGAAUGGCCACGCAAAUCAUAUGAAGCAUUUUACGAUAAAGUUUGGAACAUACCAAUGAUUGCUGUUGUAUCCAGUAUAAAUGAAGAAAACAAUACCAUGAUGAUCACUUUGACAGAUACAAGUGAUGACGAGAAUGAUUUACACAUAAAUGACUGGAUGGUGGAGAAUAAUUUCGCUGAAUGGGGUAAAAUGGUUUGUAUGAAAAAAAAUUUUGCUUUUGAACAUUAUCAACGAUGCCAACAAAUAAACGGCCUCACUUUAUCAACUCAUGGUGAAUCCAUAAAGAAUGAAUUAGUCGAAAACAAUUCUCUUAUAUCAAAAAAUUCUGUUACUCACGACUCAAAAAUUUCUGCUCUACAAAAGUGUAAGUCGUUUUAUUCUUGCUCAUCCGACUGUUCUUCAUCACUCGAUGAAACGGUUUACGUUUAUGCUAGCAAAGUUGAAGAUAGCAAACAAGCUCGCAGUGAAAAACUUUUUAAUCGAUGUAAGGAUUUGAUGGUUAAGCGAAUAAUUGAUACUUCAAAUAUUGAUGGAAGCGAUUCUAACAAAAAAAAUAACAUAAAUGAACGUUGUCAGCAAGACUGUAGUACAACAUACGACGAUUUGCGAAAUUCAACACAGUUUAAUUUGACGAAAGAAGAGAGAGAAAAUUCUACUGUAAAUAAUGACGGAUUAACGAUUAAGGAGGUACCUUUUCAUACAUUGACUGCAUUUGAUGAAAUCAAUAUUAAACCUCGUAGUAACGCAUACAAAGAAACGAAAAUAUCAAGUACGAAAUCCUCGAACCUUACAACUUCAUCUUCAAAUUUGAAUGAUACAGGAUCUUUUCACACUGCUUCAAGUGUGGCCACAUUGGUCCAAGAAACUAUUGGCUAUGUCAAGCAAACUCACACUAUUACUCAAGCAAUUCUUUUGAACACACCCCUCAACAAAUUAGAUGAUGUUUCGAACAGCAAUGUCCAAGAUCUGAGAAAUGAAAGAAUAGAAAAUAAAGCCUUUGGAAAUAGUGGUUUCGUGAGCUUGGAAACUUUUAAUACACCUAUUAGCUCAGACUCCAAUGACAAUCUCAGUACUAUAAAAACCCACUUGUCUGUAAAAAAUAACUAUUCGGAAAUUGAUAGCAUUCGAAAUGAAUAUCGACCCACGAGUCAGAGUUCAAGAAAUGAAUCAGAUUAUGAAUUGCCAGUAAGUCACAUUAACCAAAAUGGCGAUGCAAGAUCUGUAAAUCGAAAUUCCAAAAACGAAGUGGAACAAGAAUUACCAAUACGAAAAGCCAAAGAAAACGGGUAUGCAGAAUCGCAUCAUGAUACAAAUGUCUGUAUCAAGAGACGACCGUCGAUCCAUUCUGCAAGUUCCUAUACAUCAGAAUACAGUCAAUCGAAUAAUGCAGAAUUAAAUGGUGCUGACGAAUAUAAUGAUGAUAAGUUAAAAGAGGGGGAAGAUGGGACUAUAUUUUUUGAAAGAGUAAUUGAGAAUGGUUACAAAAAUCCGACGAUCAACAUAAAGUAUCCAUCUAAUUUUGCAGCCUUGCAUGCUAACAAAUUUGAAAAUAACGCGGAUUCGACGAGAGUCAAUUCUAUUGAAAAUAUAAAACCUUGUGAUGAAAUCGAUGAAGGAUAUCUGACUGGUAGUAGACGAUCACGAACUAAUGGUUCUUUAUCAUUAACUUCAAAUGCAUGUGAUACUACUUUUGUGACUUCUCCUAUGUAUAUUGAAUUACAACUUUCCGAAAAAUGUGAUAACAAAUUAAUUCACAUCUUUCAUUUGGAAAACAAUGGAUGGGUUUGCAUGAACGAAGUUGUCGAGGCAUUCACCAACUACUUAGAUGAAAGAGUCCUGAUGAAAUUAAUCCAAGUUUUACAACUAGAUAUAAUGUUUCGCGAUUUAACAAGGAAAACAGAUCCUUACCUCUUUCACCAACUAGAUGAAAGCCGAUUGAAGGCGCCAAGGGAUGAAGAAAACAAAAUUGUUUCAGAUUUUGUUUUGACUCUAAUCACUUGUAAGGCUAUGAUACAACUUUUAAUAGACCUAGAUUUCAUUGAAACCAAGAUGGUUAAAGAAGCAAUUCCUUUGAUGAGGACACUUAGUAAUAAUACAGAAGAUAUCAUAUACAAGCAUUUUAAUAACAAAAUUUUGUUUGAUGCAUUGAAUGUGACAGUACAGUACGGAGUAUUUAAGCGGACGCAAAAAAUAUCAGCGAAAUGAUUUUUUUUCUCUUUGACAUAAUUAUGAAUACUAGGAAAUAUAACAUUACAGUAUGAUUAACUGUA